Messenger RNA from Parnassius apollo (apollo), 660 nucleotides. Lineage: Eukaryota; Metazoa; Arthropoda; Insecta; Lepidoptera; Papilionidae. The record is from the annotation of a GenBank genome assembly.
AUGUAUAUUAUUUCUUCACAUCAUUCGGAUGAAAACAAAGUAAUAAGCAAACUUUUAGAACAAGACCUGUUUGCGCUUCAAGAACAGAAUAACCUCGUUGGAAACGAAAUGGUCACAAUAAAAUUGUAUUACGAGUCAUUAUGUCCCGACUGCAUACAAUUUAUCACAAAAGAUUUCAAGCCGGUGGUAGAAAAGUUAACCCAUUAUUUAAAUAUCCAGACAUAUCCGUAUGGAAAUGCAAGGACGUUUAAUCAUAACGGCCAUUACGUAUUUCAAUGCCAGCACGGUCCCGAAGAGUGCUAUGGCAACAAACUGCACGCGUGUGCUAUUUAUUCGCUGCGGAACAUGACUCGGGCUGUGCUCUUUAAUUCAUGCAUGAUGGAACCAAGGCAAGGAAGACACGGAUCCGAUGACGACGCUGCUGACGCGUGUGGUACCGCACAAAAUGUAGAUGUUUCUUUAAUAAAAGAAUGUGCAAAAGGAAAUACAGGCAAUCUACUUCUUAAAUACUACGGCGAUGAAAGCACAAAAGCUCAUUUUGAUGGCGUACCGUACAUCUUGCUCAACGGAAAGAGCAACGAUGGGGACAACUUCAUGAGAGAUGUUUGCGCGGCGUUUACUAACGUACCCCCUCCAUGUCGCGAGAUAUCUAUGGAAUAA